Molecule: messenger RNA, 300 nt
Organism: Staurois parvus
Lineage: Eukaryota; Metazoa; Chordata; Amphibia; Anura; Ranidae
Source: the annotation of a GenBank genome assembly
GCCGGGGAUGGACACAUAGGAGAACACGCCGGGGAUGGACACACAUAGGAGAACACGCCGGGGAUGGACACACAUAGGAGAACACGCCGGGGAUGGACACAUAGGAUAACACGCCGGGGAUGGACACAUAGGAUAACACGCCGGGGAUGGACACAUAGGAUAACACACCGGGGAUGGACACAUAGGAUAACGCGACGGGGAUGGACACAUAGGAUAACAUGCCGGGGAUGGACACAUAGGAUAACAUGCCGGGGAUGGACACAUAGGAUAACAUGCCGGGGAUGGACACAUAGGAGAACA